GCCUUGUCCUUCCUCUCCCUUCUCCCUGGUUUCUAUUCCCCUCCUCGCUUCUCUCCGGAAGGGGAAAAAAUUCCCAAUCCCUCUCCGGAAUCCACCGAUCCUCGGCCGCGCCGGGGCCCUAGGCGCCACCGUCGUCGCGCCCCCGCCGCGGCCGGCCACAGGACCACUCGCUGUCGGCCCUUCCGGACCCGGCGCCGCCUCCGCUGGUGCCCAGGGGUGUAAGCUAGCACAUAUUACACAUCAGUGACUGAUUAAAGACUGUGUCCAGUGGAUGUGAGUUUCAUUCAGUUUGAGUUUGGCUUGAGAUGACAGUUGGAUUGACAUCUCAUCUGUUCCAAAGAGUAACUGCUACUGACAUAUUUUGCCAAAGGAACAAAUUUAGGAGUCCUGAGAUGAGGAGUUCUCUUCCCUUGCCAUCCACCUCGUUUCCUUCAGUUGCUGAUAGGCGAUACUGUUGGGAUCACAAUAUGUUAGAGAGUAGCUACAGGCCCAUGCUUUAUACACCUCGCAGAUACAGAUCUUUGGGCUUCAGAUCUUGUGCCUUGCCAGUUCCUUUGAAGGAAAUUCCUCUUGUCAAGAAUGCAUCAUUAGCACUAACUAGGUCAUGUGAUACUUUACUUGCAAAUCCUGCUACCUCACUUGUGGUCCCUGCAAUUGGGAUUAUUGUGUUUGCUCUGUGGGGUUUUUUGCCUCUAGUGCGUGAUAUUAGAAACCGUUUUGAUCAUGGAAGCAACUGGAAGAAGAGCCCUACAUAUUUGAUUUCUUCGUCGUACCUUCAACCUCUACUUCUCUGGACAGGAGCAACACUAAUCUGCAGGGGUUUGGAUCCAGUUGUCUUGCCUUCAGCAGCAAGCCAAGCUGUGAAAACACGCCUGAUAACUUUUGUGAGAUCAUUAUCAACUGUCCUAGCUGUUGCAUAUAUUCUCACAAGCUUGAUUCAACAGGUACAGAAGUUUCUUAUGGACAUGCGCAAUCCCAGUGAUGCAAGAAACAUGGGGUUUGAUUUUACCAUGAAAGCUCUUUAUACUGGUGUCUGGAUUGCUGCUUUUUCUCUCUUUAUGGAGUUGCUGGGUUUCAAUACCCAAAAGUGGAUAACUGCUGGAGGGUUUGGGACAGUGUUGCUUACACUUGCUGGUCGUGAGAUUUUCACUAACUUCCUCUCAAGUGUCAUGAUCAAUGCCACACGCCCAUUUGUAGUCAAUGAAUGGAUCGAUGUAAAGAUAGAUGGUGUUGAUGUCUCUGGCAUUGUUGAGCAUGUUGGUUUGUGGUCUCCAACAAUCAUUAGAGGUGUUGAUCGAGAAGCGAUAUACGUUCCUAACCAUAAGUUUACAGUUUCUAUAUUAAGAAAUAACACUCAGAGGACCCAUUGGCGUAUUAAGACCUAUCUUGCUAUUAGCCACAUGGAUGCCGGAAAAAUUGGGACUAUAGUUGCUGACAUGAGGAAAGUGUUGGCAAAAAAUCCACAUAUAGAACAACAAAAGCUGCACAGGAGAGUAUUCUUUGAGAAAAUUGAUCCAAAAAAUCAAGCACUUAUGAUUUUAGUAUCCUGCUUUGUAAAGACGUCACAUUUUGAGGAGUUUCUCAAUGUCCAGGAAGCUGUUAUGUUGGAUCUUCUUAGAAUAGUUGGGCAUCACAAAGCAAGGCUUGCUACCCAAAUUCGAACAGUUCAGAAAUCAUAUGGCAAUGCAGACUUUGAUAACAUUCCUUUUGGAGAAGACAUGUAUAGUCGUGUCCGUGGCCGUCCACUUCUGAUUGAUACAUCUGCAAGGAUCAGUGAUGACAAACCCAAGCCUCGACCUGUAUCAUCACGUGAGGAGCAUAAAGUCAAGACAAAUGGCUCGGUAGAGAUCAAGUCUGCUUCACCUGAGAAUGCUAGUUUAAGCAACUCUGAAAAGCAGGAACAGAAAAAAAUGGUACCUGAAGAUGCUCGGGCGAAGAAGAUUAAGAGUGAUAAUGUGACACCAGUAACACCGUCUUUAGAUCCUGCUACGUCAACUUCUAAGACUGGUAAAGGGAAGACACGUGAAGCAGAGCCCACUGAGCGGCAAGGUGAUGGGUCAGUCUCGGUGGCUAAUCCAAAGAAAGAAUCUAGACCAGCUUUUGAAGAUAACAUUGUUCUGGGCGUAGCCCUUGAGGGCUCCAAGAGGACACUGCCUAUUGAAGAAGGAAAUCCUUAUCUAUCACUAUCUGAGACUGAGCUGGACAACGAAGAGGCGGCUUCAUCACCGAAGGAUAAGAUAGGUCAAAGCCCAAAACUUUGAGGUCAAGAGAAAAGCCGUUCAGAGGAAUCUCAGAUAGGUCAUCCGAGUUCAAACUGUAUAUCCUUGUGAAGAUUUGUCACCAAGCCUACCUUUUUUGUGCGCUUGUGCAAAUGCAAUCUAGUACGACACAUCAGUGUUCUAUGUUUAAGGUGUAAAUUGCCACUGAUGAUUAUUCAGGGGACAUUACCUGUUGAAAUAUAUCAGUCGCAUUGCUAUAGGCUUGUAAAGAAGCAAGUGCUUCGACAAGCAUUUUGUACAGAUUCUGCUACUUCUUGAUUUAAGUGGCUUCUUGCAUAUGCA
Sorghum bicolor (sorghum) is the source of this 2561-nucleotide messenger RNA. RefSeq names its product mechanosensitive ion channel protein 2, chloroplastic. NCBI's taxonomy places the organism in Eukaryota, Viridiplantae, Streptophyta, Magnoliopsida, Poales, Poaceae. The transcript has 14 exons. The record is from RefSeq and is a predicted model, not a curated record. Gene Ontology annotation, cellular component: membrane. The coding region runs from base 306 to 2261 and encodes 651 amino acids. Gene Ontology annotation, biological process: transmembrane transport.